This is a messenger RNA of Raphanus sativus (radish), 2954 nucleotides long. RefSeq names its product rho GTPase-activating protein REN1-like. The record is from RefSeq and is a predicted model, not a curated record. Lineage: Eukaryota; Viridiplantae; Streptophyta; Magnoliopsida; Brassicales; Brassicaceae. Gene Ontology annotation, biological process: signal transduction.
CGUUACAUCAAACAUAUGGCUAAUAGAAACGGAGAAUCUUCUUCACAGCCUUCUCAGCAGGUCCAGACACAACAACAGCAGAAUAAUGCUCAUGAACAAGACCAAGAGCAUCAUGGUGACACCUGUAGUUUUCCUCCUGCACAGUCUGGAAACGCGGACCCUCGUUCCCGUGGUGGCAACACGGUAUUCAAGAGUGGACCGCUGUAUAUAUCCUCAAAAGGGCUUGGGUGGACAUCUUGGAAGAAAAGAUGGUUUAUCUUGACGCGUACUUCACUGGUUUUCUUUCGAAGUGACCCGAGCGCAGUCCAACAGAGAGGAGGUGAGGUCAAUUUAACCCUUGGGGGAAUUGAUCUCAACAGUUCAGGCAGCGUGGUUGUUAAGGCAGAUAAAAAGCUGUUGACUGUUCUCUUCCCUGAUGGUCGUGAUGGACGUGCCUUUACACUCAAGGCUGACACUAUGGAGGAUCUACACGAGUGGAAAGCUGCUCUAGAACACGCUUUGACACAAGCACCUAGUGCUUCUCAUGUUAUGGGUCAAAAUGGUAUCUUCAGGAAUGAUCAAUCAGAUGCCCCUGCCGGUGUUGAUGAACAUAGAGAUGAGGCACCAGCAAGACCAACCGUACUUGGAAGACCAGUUUUACUUGCUCUGGAAGAUGUUGAUGGAACUCCAUCUUUCUUGGAAAAGGCACUUAGAUUUGUUGAAGAUCAUGGAGUCAAUACAGAAGGAAUCUUGAGACAAGCUGCUGAUGUUGAUGAUGUUGAACACCGAAUCCGCGAAUAUGAACAAGGGAAAAAUGAGUUCGCUCCAACAGAGGAUGCACAUGUUAUUGCUGAUUGUCUUAAGUAUUUUCUCAGAGAGUUGCCUUCCUCUCCAGUACCUGCAUCUUGUUGCAACGCCCUUCUGGAAGCUUGCCGUACUAUCCGUGGCAGUAGAGUCAAUGCUAUGCGUGAAGCAAUCUGUGAAUCCUUCCCUGAACCAAACCGACGCCUAUUACAAAGAAUCCUGAUGAUGAUGCAGCUUGUGGCCGCUAACAAAAAUGUGAACCGGAUGAACACGAAUGCUGUUGCAGCUUGUAUGGCACCUUUACUACUUCGACCUCUUCUGGCUGGGGACUGUAAUAUUGAAAAUGAUUUUGACGUGGGCGGUGAUGGCUCUAUGCAACUUUUGCAAGCAGCUGCUGCAGCCAAUCAUGCUCAGGCUAUAGUGAUUACAUUGUUAGAAGAGUAUGACAGCAUUUUUGGAGAAGGUUCCUUGUCAGCUGGAUUGUACUCUGACUCAGAAGAGAGUGGUAGUGAAACGGAGGAGGGAACAGAUGAUGGAGACUAUGAUGAUGAUGAAGACUAUGAUGGCACACAAGGAUCUGGUGACUACACAGAUGAGGAAGAGGAUCUUGAAAAUGAAUCCCAGGGAUCAUACAGUGGGAGUGAAGCCUCAGAUCCUGAUGACCACCAUAAAAUAACUGAAAUUACAAGCUCUGAAUCCACCCCAAAAGGAAGUGUGGAGGCCCAAGUUCCUAAGAAGCUUUUAUCCAGCUCUAAACGGUCUUCACUACCGCGGCAUGAUGAUGCAAGAAAGGAUAGUGCAGAGGUAAAGGCUGCGUUAGAGGUCUCAAAAGCUGAGGAUAAGAACUCAUCAACAUUAGCAAAUGCACCAGCAGGAGGAAGUAAAAGACUCUGGGGCCGUGCCCAUGGGAGGAAGAACCUCUCUAUGGAAUCUAUUAAUUUCACAUUGGAGGUGGAGGAGGACGAUGCUGAUAUUGAAAGACUUGAAUCAACCAAAGAAGAGCUACAAAACAGAAUCACAGAGGAAGUUAAAAACAACGCAGUACUACAAGCUAGUUUGGAGCGACGGAAGAAAGCCUUGCAUGUGAGGCGUCAAGCUCUAGAGAAAGAUGUGGAAAGACUACAAGAACAGUUACAGCAAGAGAGAGACAGGAAGUUAGCUCUGGAAGCAGGCCUGAACAUGUCCAGAGAGAAUCAAACUAUUCCAGAAACAACAGAUGAAAAGUUGAAGAAAGAUCUGCAAGAGGUAGCUCAGGCUGAGGAUGAUAUAGCCAACUUGGAAGAUAAGGUUGAUGAUCUUGAGAAUAGACUUGGUCAACAAGACGUUAAAGGCUCUGGUUCACCGCAUGGUGGCCGCAGAGAAUCUCGGACAAGUCCAGAGCACAAUGCAAAGAAGAAGGAGAAGCAAAAGGAUACAGAAGAAGCCUCUGGUAAUAUUUCAGAAAGGUCAAUGCUCAAGGAUGGGCAAGGGUCUGAUGCAAGAGAGAAUGAGAUAGAGAAUAUACAAGAUCCACGUAGCAAAAGCUCACAACAAAGCUCAAAGCUUGCAGGAAUGUCUAAGAGGUCUGGCACAAGGGGAGAGGGAAACACAACAACAACAAUUUCUGCACUUUCCAAAUUGACAAUGCGGCUCAACUUCCUCAAGGAGAGACGGAGUCAGAUAGCUAACGAGCUCUCAAACAUAGACAAAGGAAAAGGCUCAGGGCAACCCAGUCCAUCUUCGACGCAAAGCCAAAAUGUGCAGGAAACUGAAAGAGAAACAGAGUCCAAGUUGAACGAGGAUUCAGACGACAGCAAACUCCAAAGCCCGCAUGUUCUUGACAGAGGAAGAUCCGACAACGGAGGAGACAGAAGCAGAGGAGGAGGAGGAUCUGAAGGAAACCAACCCAGCACUACACCUAGGACCUUGUCCAGAUGACUCUUUAUUAGAGCUGCUCCACAUGUACAGACAACCAUUUAACUCCAGGUCUAUCUAUAUGCUUAUUCAUUCACUUCUCUUGCUUCAAAGACCAAAUAAACUUACACUUUUUGUUUGCGUUCUUGAUUGUGCUUUGGAUCUUUUAUUGGUAGUGCCAUUGACAGCAGUAUAGAAACAAAAAUUGAAUUGUAUGUAAACAACAAUGCUUGAACAAAAAUUAAAUAAUCAUUCCUAUCAAUGCUAGUAUUCUUCUU